AUGAUCCUACUUUCGGUUAGUUCAUCUUCAUCAUCACCGAUCGCCGCCGUCUUCUCCGUCGCGCUUCUUCUGUUCUACUUCUCUGAAUCUACUCUUGGAGCGCCUUGUCCGAUCAAUGGGUUUCCAAUCGUGAGGAAUAUUAGUGACCUUCCUCAGGAUAACUAUGGAAGGCCAGGCCUUUCUCACAUGACUGUUGCUGGCUCAGUUUUGCACGGAAUGAAAGAGGUUGAGAUAUGGCUUCAAACAUUUGCUCCAGGUUCAGGGACACCGAUUCACAGGCACUCUUGUGAAGAGGUUUUCGUUGUUCUAAAGGGAAGUGGUACUCUGUAUCUCGCUGAAACACAUGGAAGUUUUCCUGGGAAACCUAUUGAUUUUCCAAUCUUUGCCAACAGUACUAUUCAUAUUCCCAUCAAUGAUGCUCAUCAGGUCAAGAACACUGGUCAAGAGGACCUGCAGGUGUUGGUUAUUAUAUCUCGGCCGCCAAUUAAAGUCUUCACCUACGAUGACUGGUUUAUGCCACACACUGCGGCGAGGCUGAAGUUCCCUUACUACUGGGAUGAGCAAUGCCUCCAAGAAUCUCAAAAGGACGAGCUUUAAUAAAAAAGCUGUGAAGGAAAGAAGAACAUACUGCACAUAGUUUACGUUCGAGUGUUUGUACGAUUGUCAUCGGCAACAAUUCCUGGAAAAAUCUCAAUUGUAUCUCCCUGAUCAACACGGUUCCAACGGAAUGACUGCUUCUCGUUCAACAUUCUCGUUUUGUGUAUAAAGAAGUAGCCUUCUUCAGGCAAAAGCAACUGAG
This is a messenger RNA of Eruca vesicaria subsp. sativa (arugula), 799 nucleotides long. The record is from the annotation of a GenBank genome assembly. NCBI's taxonomy places the organism in Eukaryota, Viridiplantae, Streptophyta, Magnoliopsida, Brassicales, Brassicaceae.